Molecule: messenger RNA, 1800 nt
Organism: Zootoca vivipara (common lizard)
Lineage: Eukaryota; Metazoa; Chordata; Lepidosauria; Squamata; Lacertidae
Source: RefSeq, a predicted model, not a curated record
AUGGGUUCCAAAAGAGUUGCUUUUGAACUGAGAAUGGUGGUUUUACUGUUCUUGCUGCUGGAACUGAUUUCUUACAAUGUAUGUGAGGCUCACAUAGCGAAAUGCAGGCUCCAAGAUCCACACCGUCCACUUCACAUGUAUCAUCAGCCUGGAGAGUUCCUCAUUGGUGGCAUUGUUUCCCAUGGUGGCUUCAUCUCCUCUGAAGCAACAUUCACUGAAGAACCCCCACCAGCACUGCCUGAAGAGCUUCUGGUGGUGCCUAAGGGUUACCAGCACAUCUUGACUUUGGCAUUUGCAGUCAAUGAGAUCAACAAAGACCCUCACAUCUUACCUAAUAUCACAUUGGGCUUUCACUUAUAUGACAGCUAUUCCAAUGAAAGGAGCACAUAUCUUGCCACACUGCUACAUUUAUCCGUGGUGGAGAAAUUUGUCCCUAACUAUAUAUGUGAUGUUGAAAAUAAUCUGACUGGGGUCAUUGGGGGACUGGAUGCUGAAAUAUCCUUUUGUGUGGCAACUAUUUUGGAUACAUAUAAGAUUCCACAGCUUCAUCGCUUUCUGAGAAGUAUUUCGUUUAACAAUACGGCUGGAGAUGUGGUCUUCAUCAAUCAGAAUGGAGAGGCAGCAUCUAGCUUGAAUAUUGUCAAUUGGAUUAUAUUCCCCAACCAAAGUUUCCACAGAGUGAGCAUUGGGAGGAUAGAUCCACAGGCUUCUCCAGACCAAUCAUUCAUCCUUGAUGAAGAUGCCAUAACAUGGCACAGUUGGUUUAAUCAGACUCAGCCUCUUUCUGUCUGUACUGAGAGAUGUCUUCCAGGAUCCAGCAAGAAAGUGAAGGAGGGACAGCCACCUUGCUGCUACGAUUGCAUCCCAUGUGCAGAGGGGAAGAUUGCAAACCAGGAUGAUAUGAAUGACUGUUAUAAAUGCCCGGACAAAGACUAUCCAAGCAAGAACCGGGAUGCAUGUCUACCCAAGGAUAUCAGCUUCUUGUCUUAUGAAGAACCUUUGGGCAUCAGUUUAUCCUGUUUCUCUCUUUCCCUUUCCUUGAUCACAGCUCUGGUACUUGGUAUAUUUAUAAAACACCACGUUACACCCAUUGUCAUUGCAAAUAACCGAAACCUCACCUACGCUCUCCUCAUCUCUCUCCUGCUCUGCUUCCUUUGUGCAUUGCUCUUCAUUGGCCGACCAGAGAAGGUGACCUGCCUCCUCCGGCAACCAGCUUUUGGCAUCAUCUUCUCAACCGCUGUUUCUUGUGUUCUGGCAAAAACCUUCACGGUGGUUUUGGCCUUCAUGGCCACAAAACCAGAAACCAGGAUGAGAAAAUGGGUGGGGAAAGGACUAGGCCAUGCCAUUCUCCUUUCCUGCUCCAUAGUUCAAGCAGGGAUAUGCACUGUGUGGCUGGCAACCUCUCCCCCAUACCCAGAUGUGGACAUGCACUCAACGACAGAAGAAAUCAUACUAGAAUGUAAUGAGGGGAGUGUGGCCAUGUUUUACUGUGUCCUCAUCUACAUGAGCUGCCUGGCAAUUGUAAGUUUUGCUGUGGCUUUCCUCGCCAGGAAGCUACCAGACAGUUUCAACGAAGCCAAGUUCAUCACUUUCAGCAUAUUGGUCUUCUGCAGUGUUUGGCUGUCCUUUAUUCCUUCCUACCUGAGCACCAAGGGGAAAUAUAUGGUAGCUGUGGAGAUCUUCUCCAUCUUAGCCUCUGGUGUUGGGUUGCUGGGCUGCAUCUUUGCCCCCAAAUGUUACAUAAUCAUUUUGAGGCCUGAGCUGAACAAUAGGGAACAGCUAAUAAGGAAGAGAAAUUAA